AUGGACUCCGUCAUGCACAUCCAGGGCAGUCCCGACUCGCCGCUGACGCCGCUGAUUCUCGUUCACGCCAUCUCCGGCCUUGCGCUACCCUAUUUCGCCCUCGGGCCUCUAUCGUAUCCCGGCGAAGACCAAAAUCCGCAAGAAGGCCGACCGGUAUACGGGAUCUCCGCUCCCAUCUACGAGCAUGGAUCGCCAUUUGCCGCGCCCGGCAGCCUAUUCGAAGUGGCCGCGCUCUACGUAUCAAUCCUUCGUCGCGAUAUCCAACCCAAGGGGCCGUAUCUACUCGGCGGGUGGUCCAUGGGGGGAAUGAUUGCCGUGGAGAUGGCCGCCAUUCUGACCGCAGAAGGCGAGACGGUGCCACAUGUUCUGCUGAUCGAUUCGUUGAAUCCCUCGCUAUACCCGCCAUUUCAAGACACGCGCGAGCAUCACGUCGUGGCCACUAUCACCUACAAUGCCAUCGCCCGCCGCCUGAAUGCCCCCGAGGAGUCCGCCAGUGCACCGCUGCGCGACGAGGAUGGCAGCAGCAGCAGUGAUACGAGCCGAGAAAGCUCAGACGGGGAAGUUGAUAGCGACGACGACGAAGACGGGGACAACUCGAUGGUAAAAUUCUACGGUCGAUUGCGCCAGCACAUCCAUCACGGCCUCCGGAUGUUGUCCUCGUAUCGGUCCACACAUCCCGGCAGCCAGCGUCCUCUGCUGCCGAACACGAGCGCAACGCUGAUCAAAUGCGACACGCUAGGAACCCUGUCCCCCUUGCUACGGGAGAAGCGGCGCGAAUUCGCCCGGAAAAUUAACGGAAAUGCGACGAACGGAUGGUCAGCCCAGCAGUUCAAGAGCUUUGCCACCGUGCCCUUUCGCGCGAUGCACGACGGUUGUUUUGACGAGGGGUUUGCCGAUGAGCUGACGCUGAUCCUCAGGAAUGUCUUGGGUCGUAUAGAAUGA
Molecule: messenger RNA, 942 nt
Organism: Aspergillus affinis
Lineage: Eukaryota; Fungi; Ascomycota; Eurotiomycetes; Eurotiales; Aspergillaceae
Product: thioesterase domain-containing protein
Exons: 1
Coding region: 1-942 (313 amino acids)
Biological process (GO): biosynthetic process
Source: RefSeq, a predicted model, not a curated record